Messenger RNA from Pieris macdunnoughi, 2919 nucleotides. The record is from the annotation of a GenBank genome assembly. Lineage: Eukaryota; Metazoa; Arthropoda; Insecta; Lepidoptera; Pieridae.
AUGGUGAAGAAAAAGAGACAGAGCGAUCCAUCGGAAAACGGUGAUGAAUCGACUGAAUCUUGCGAUGAAACUAUUAAAUCCACAUGCCCUCACGUUGCGAAGGCCGUGGACCUAGCAAAGUUGAAAAGAGCUCUUAAAACUAGUGGAUUUGAAAAGGAAUGUGCCGAAUGCAAGAAAAAUCCGAAAACCGAGGACGACGACCCGAAUUUUGAGAUAGAUUUGUCUUUAUGGAUGUGUCUUCGUUGUGGGGGCCAAUUAUGUGGAAGAGCCCGAAAUAAGCACGCCCUUAACCACUUUAACACGCCACACUCUGACUGUCAUGCCCUCACUGCUAAUACAACCUCUUGGGAAGUGUAUUGUUAUAACUGCAACAAUGAAGUCACAGCUACUAGUUCUAAAAAACUGCAUGAAUGUAUUGAAUAUCUUAAAAAACAGGCUACUGGAAACCCUAGACUACCACCUAUAGAACUGUUUCUUGACCCUCAAAACAAGAAUAUAGAAGUCCCAUUAACUGUAGAAAAUAUAAUUAAAACCGAUAAGCUUAAAGAUAAAGCUAUGGCAUUAAAUUUACCUAGGGUUAGAGGCCUGUCAAACCUAGGUAAUACUUGCUUCUUUAACUCAGUAAUGCAGUGCCUAGUGCAGACUCCAUAUUUGUUGGAUGUGUUGCAAGAGAUGGCUGCACCAGGGGAGAGAUUUACAUUACCAGGUGGAAAAUUAAAGCUCAAAGGUGAAAAUGGGGAUGAUGGAAAGGAAGUUGACCUUCCUCCAAUUACAGGACAACUUGCAGAGUGGGGACCUUUAACUAGGACACUGGCGGAAACAUUGGCUGAAUUACAGACAGGUGAGGGUGGGGUGUACACUCCACGUAAGCUGCUCUCGGCUCUAGUCAACAAGUUACCACAAUUUGGUGGUGGAGAUCAGCAUGACUCACAUGAACUCUUGCGACACUUACUUGAAGCUGUCAGAUCAGAGGACCUUCGUCGUUACCAAUCGGUGAUUUUAAGCAGCCUUGGUAUGAACUCCAAGGUUGAUCCGUCCAAAGUGGAUGGUGAUCUGAAACAGAAAGUCAAGUUUUAUGGACAGCAGGCAUCGGAUACUAUGCUUAGACCUGAGCAGGUGUUCCGUGGAUUUCUAGUGUCAACACUGGAAUGUCAGGAAUGUUACCAGCAAUCAGACAGAGCCGAGUACUUCCUUGACUUGUCUUUGCCUGUAGCAGCUUCACGACCACAACCACCUGCCCUUACCAGGAGAAGAGCAAAUGACGAAUCCACAUUCAAUGUUCAAGAUGAGAACAAACCUUCUAAACAUCAGCUCAAGAAAGAGAGACUCGCUGCCAAGAAAGCUUCUAGAAGGAACAAAGGCACUAGAGACAAAUCUACAGAGGUGAACGGCAAGGAAGACGGUAAAUCAUCUUCUGAGCAGUCUGACGCUGACGUCGAGGACAACUUGGACGAAAUGCCCAAGAUUGCCCAGAACCAGACUUCUAACACCCCAUCCGUCGCCCACACUGCAGCUAACUUUGCAGCCUACCACAUGGAGUCUGGCUACAAUUCGGAAAAAGUCAUCAGCUCCGACUCGAUCAGAACCAGCCCGGUCGAUUUAGACAAGGAGAAAACUGAUAACACUCCAGAAUCAACCGAUAAAGACAAGGACUUCGCCGAAGCGGCCUCGUCGACCGUAGCCCUCGAUUACAAACCCCUGAGCCGCCUGGAGAACCUCUCGAACCCGGAUUCGGGAGUGGCCAGCCCCGAUGCCACCAAACACAACUCCACAGAGACGGUGGACAACGUCGACUCGCCUAUCAACGGAAAGGAAUUGGGAAGUCACAGCUCCCUAUCCAGCGAAAUCAAUCUGGAUCUCUCCAGCCCCCUGCAUAAGUUGUCCCCGAUCAAGAACGACUACGAAAGACCGGUGUCGAGAAUAUCGUUCGCUCCCGAGUACACGAACGAGGUCGUCUCUCGCGGCAUCAGCACCCAAGGAUCGAAGGACCUCUUGGAGAACAAUUGGGAGUUCAACGCCGUCGGCCCGCAGAACGACAUAAACAAUCAGGAAGUCAGCAGCAAAUUGGAAAAGCUGAAGUUGGAUAUGGACGACAUUAAGCCCAAACCGACUCUGCCGUCGCCCGUCGACGACGCGCCACCGGCUUUGCCUCGAUCCAAUCUCGAACCCGAGAGGAAUUUCGGGGGAGCGAGUCGCGAUUUCAUGUCAUUCUCCAGGCCGAGUCCUCUCUUGCCGAGAUACGUUUGCGACGAAGACGAAUGCAGCAUUCAGUCUUGUCUCAGCAAUUUCACUGCGCUCGAGCUGUUGACGGACAACAACAAAGUCGGCUGUGAAACCUGUACGGAGAGGACCAACGGGAAAAAUGGGAAGACUGUCUACACCAACGCUUCGAAGCGCUUCCUCGUGUCCAGUCCGCCGGCUAUUCUCAUCCUGCAUUUGAAGAGGUUCCAGAUCGGCCCGCGGUGCAUGUUUCGGAAGAUGUCCAAACACGUGGACUUUCCGACGAUUCUCGAUUUGGCUCCGUUCUGCGCCAUGGAUAAGCUGAAGAAGCUCCCGAACGUCAAUCGCGGUCAAAACGAAUUGCUGUACUCCUUAUACGGGAUCGUGGAGCACUCCGGGGGCAUGCACGGGGGGCACUACGUGGCGUACGUUAAAGUGCGUCAGGCCGUCAAACGGGACGAUCCGAAAUGGUGGUUUUUGCCCAAGAGUGCUAACAUACCCGCUUCGGGGAGCGGCGACGGCGACGGCGAUUCGGAAUCCGAUCUUUCGGGUUACGAAUCUGGCGAAGGAGCUACUCCGAGCGCGGAAGCUCCCGCGGGAAGAUGGUUCUACGUCUCCGACAGCAUGGUGUCCGAAGUGACCGAAGACAAAGUAUUACGGGCCCAAGCGUACCUUCUGUUUUACGAAAGGAUUUUAUAA